This is a messenger RNA of Trichobilharzia regenti, 2136 nucleotides long. The record is from the annotation of a GenBank genome assembly. NCBI's taxonomy places the organism in Eukaryota, Metazoa, Platyhelminthes, Trematoda, Strigeidida, Schistosomatidae.
GCCUAUUUGAAAUUUGCCCGCUACCACGACUGUGUACUUACUACUCGAAUGUAAUAUGCCAUUUGCCUCUCAUUCGUCCUGAAGGACAAAAUUUUUCGACGUUUUCCAUCCGCCAACUGAACAGUCGAGUUUAGUGUUAUGUGAAUGUAUUAUGAAGCGGCGCAGAACGUGGGAUUUAGAAGCAGCUGUUGCACGUGUUCGUCGAAUACCCCAACCUUAUCCUGCUUCUUUAAAAGGUCCAACAAGCGUUAGAAAAAUAUUCCGUAAGCAAGAAGAUGCCAUCACGUUUGCAAAACAGUUUGGUGAGGAGAUGAUGGUGUUCAGUUAUGAAAGUUUAUCCGUUGGAAACGAAGGUCAGCGUAUGUUUCUAGCCUCUGGGAUUCAUUCAUUCUUCCACUCUUACAAGCAAAUGGAUCCUUCUUCUCGGUGUCACUAUGAAGUGAUCAUGGUAGACACACCGGCUAAAUUGUAUUUGGAUUUAGAAUUUUGUAAGCUAUCCAAUGAAAAUAAAAACGGAGAGGAAGCUGUGGGUAGCUUUUUGAAAGCUUUGUUUGCUUGUAUCGAAUUUUUCUAUGGGAUAAAAAUUAGCCUCAAUGAAGUGCUUACUUUAGAUGCGAGCACCUCAAAGAAAUUCAGUCAGCAUAUUAUAAUCAAUAAUGCCAACCUUAUUUUUCAAACAAAUUUAGAACAAGGUCAAGUUAUUCGGAUACUUUGUAAAUGUUUAUCACAGUACAGCUUAUUGAAUACAGAUUUAGCGUAUACAGAUGAAUGUUGUCAUUGUGUAGUGCAAAUUUCUCAGAUUACACAAAUUAUGUUCCCAGAAAUCGGUUUUACCGAAAAUGAUGCUAAAAAUUGUUUUGCUCUGCCUAAAGAUGCUCAGUCUAGUGAUAAUAAUAAGAAUCAGUUAUGGAAAUGUAUAUGUGAUUUAGGCGUAUAUACACGUAAUCGAAAUUUUCGUUUAGCCGGAUCCUGUAAACUAUCCGGUAGUGGAUUAUUAUUGCCUUAUAAUGUAGUGGAUAAAAAUGCAGAAUUUUCAAGUAUAUGGCCAGAUUGGCGAUCAUGGGCGCUUACACUUGUUACCUAUAUUGAUAACAAAUGCUCUCAUCUUUUAAACCGUCCAGUGCAAAAUUGUUGUUGUGGCAACUCUUCAUUUACUGGCUCCGUUUCUGUCAAAUUCUCGUUUGAUCCAGACUUAGAUACAUUUCUAAACAAAAGCACUGAUCAUGUAUACCAUUCAUUGCCAACAAAUUUCCAUGCUUUCGUAAAAAAUGUCGUAUCGGAAUGGUUUAGUCGGGGAUUGACUACUGUUCAAACUGUUGCCAGUAAUACUGCCUUGUGUAUUUCUGAUAAUCAAAUGAAAAUUACUUCUCUUAGUGAAGGGAAAUUUUGUAUUAAAGUUGAAAAAUUGCGUUAUUGUGAAAGAAUCGGUCGUGCACAUAAAAGUAAUCAUAUUAUGUAAGCUGUGUAUUUGUAUGCUACGUUUUAUAACAAUGUUGUUAGCCCUACCGAUGUUUAUUCGAAUUUAUUAUUUUCGUUUGUUUCCAACCUGUUGGCGAAGAUUUCGGCAGGUGUAUGUGCGAUGCUUUUUGACUCAAGAUGUGACCUUCUGUCUUGUUGUAGUGUUUAUUUUCUUAUUUCGAAGCAAUGCUUUCCUUAUUCUAUUCAAAAAUACAUUAUAACUCCUCAGCAUGGAGUAGAACAGACCAGUUUAGCUAAUACAAAAUGUUUGAUAAGAUCGUUUAGCAGUAAACAGUAAGGAUAAAGCGAUAAACAGAAGUAACUUAUCUUUAAACAUGUGCCGUAUUAGCACAACACAUUUUUGACGUUUCGAUCACAUACUUACUUGGCAUACAUAUUUAUAUAAAGGGGCGAAAUUAAAUCAAUAUAGGUCAAAAUGUUUAGGAGUCAAGAUUAUAGGUAAGAUUUGAGAAAACAGAUGACUGAAAAUAUUAUUACGUAGAAUAACCCUUUGUAUUAAAGUUGGUUACUAGUAUACAAGUUUAUUGUAAGAACAAAUAAUUUUUGAACACAUAAAACAGGAUUAAGCCUUCUUAUGGCUCUAAGACUUCGAGUUUAAGUAUAUGACUCAAACUCGUGAUUUAUAUAUAUAUAUAUUUUUAAAGGGGCUAUUGAAAU